Messenger RNA from Thamnophis sirtalis, 1380 nucleotides. NCBI's taxonomy places the organism in Eukaryota, Metazoa, Chordata, Lepidosauria, Squamata, Natricidae. The record is from RefSeq and is a predicted model, not a curated record.
UACUUAGAAAGUUACCAACCGGUUCUCCCGAAUAAGUGUGAACUGGCUGAAUCCCACCACUGCUCUUUAUGCUGAGAGCCGUGAGCCGUGUUUGGCAAUUGGCUGUUUUUCCUUCUGGAUCCAUUUUCUAGCCGGCUGCUCCCAGGACCCGCAUGGAUCCCAUGGAGUGGUUUUAACUUCUUUGAGGGGUGCUGAUUUUGUCCUGGGGAAUCUCUGUCGGAGUAGACAGAGUUAUAUCAUGGGAGCAUUUUUGUAGUGCCCUGUAGUAAGUAAGGGUAGCAUUUGGUGGCUCCUUUAAGGCCACUGGAUGGUUUUAUGGGAAUGUCAGUCAGUCGUCUUGAUUGAUAGUCGAACAGAAAACAAUAACCUAAUCAUGGAAAUAUCAAGGAGAAACUCCCCCCCCCCCCAACCCUGGCAAAGCAAAUUGCUAUACAUAUAUAGGGGGAAACCCACACUCCCUUGCACUGAUGUUGCUAUCUAGUCAGGUAAUGAAAUGUCUGCAAGCAAACCAUGAAGCUCAGAGAGCACCACAGUUACACCCUCAUCUGAAUAACAGUCCUGAACUCUUCUGUUGGAACUUGUUUUGUCCUAAAUUAUGCUUUCUACAUUUUAUUUUAACAGCCAAGGCCUGGCUUCUGCAUGGAGGCAAACAAUAUGUUGACCUUAUGACACAGAAGCUUUGGUUUCUAACUGUUCAAUAUUUUAUGUAAUGAAGUGAAAGUACACUGCUAACAGUAUCUCUUAAGCAAGGUUUAAUGGCAAAUUAAAAUGCAUAUGAUAAGGAGGAGCUGUAUUGUUUUUUUAAAGUAGAGUAAGGAAAUCUGAUAUAUGUAUAUAAAGAAGAAAAGCACUAGGUAAAAAUUCUGUAUAAAGAUGAAAGGAUGGAAAGAAAUAAUCCAGUAGCUGCCUUAAAAUAGGAAUGAUUAAAAAUACCUACAUUUCUGGCAAGUCUUUCUCUUUUUCUGUGCAAAGGAAUUGGUUAGGAACUUGCAGACUUCCACUUACACGAAAUAUGUCUGAACUUCCACACCUUUGCACGUAUUUGGAUCAAAUGGAUCUCAUCUAUGAGCCAAUGAAGGAUGCUUUAAAAAGAUUUCUAAACCCGAAGAUGCCCACAGAUUCCCUGAUAAAAAAUGCAGAGUGGGCAGCAGAAAUAACAGCUUUUUCCCUCCAUCAUAUUGUCAAAGUCUAUGUAGGAAGUCACUGGUAUGCCACCUAUUUGCAAACGUUAUUAAAGUUUCCAGAGUUGUUGUCAAAUUGCAAAAAGGUAUAUUGGAUUGCUUAUGGCCAGAGUCUCCUCAUUCAUGGAGAUGGAAAAAUGUUUCGACAUGUUCUCAACUUCUUAAGACUUGGCAAGUUGUAUUUACCAUCUGAAUUUAA